AUGCAGAUCAACGGAAGUGGGAAACAGAUCGUUGAGCCUGCCGCGAGACAAACCUUUACUCUCGAAGUCUGGCUUGACAAUUCGCCCUUGAAUCAUCAGGCAGUCUCACGGUAUCCUACCUCGGCCAAAACGGGCUACGUCGGCAUCGAGAUUCGCAGUCCGUCGGAACCCCUCCCAUCGGAGGACCAUGCGGCAGUUCGUGAUAGCUCGUUCCCAGAAUCAUUGUUCUUCACUUCCUCCACAAACUCGUCAAGGUCUAAAGGGGAGUAUGCAGACGUUGUAUUUGUGCAACAAUGGGGGGAGAUCCAAUACGCAAGAGAAGUUCCUGGAGAAGGAAGUCCAAUCCAGGAGCUACCGUUCACCGGCAACUUCAGCACUGUUGAUUUUACGUACUGGCCAGAUCGGAAGACAUACGAAGCAUUGGAAUUCGAACCUCCGAGAUUUAUUCAGGGUAUCUUCCUGGCAUGUCCCGGUACUGUUGGUGGGAAGGGAAGUGACAAGCACAUCCUGGAUGGCCAAUUUACUGCAACCUUCGAUUCCCUUGUGACCGAAAGCAUCGAUAGCUGGAAAGUCCCUGGGCUAAGCAUUGCUGUAAUUCAAGACGAUGAGGUGUGUGCAAAGGGAAACGGAUUUGCAAAUUAUCCUGAUGUUCAAUGGAAAGCACCUGUGUCAAGUCUGAUUAGAGAUGAUCUUGUUCUCUCAGAUCCGAGAUAUACUGAGGAGGUUACUGUUGAGGAUAAUUUCUCACAUCGAAGUAGACUACCGGAGUAA
Molecule: messenger RNA, 771 nt
Organism: Hyaloscypha bicolor E
Lineage: Eukaryota; Fungi; Ascomycota; Leotiomycetes; Helotiales; Hyaloscyphaceae
Exons: 6
Coding region: 1-771 (256 amino acids)
Source: RefSeq, a predicted model, not a curated record